AUGAUCCCUCGCAGCGACCGCGUCUUCUUCAACAACAUAGAGGGUAGUCCUUCCGCCUUUACCAAGCCUCCUCCUCCCACUCCCGUCAAGAAUGUCGCCGCUCAGGACAUGCAAAGCCUCCUUCCUUCCUCCACCAACACACGCUACGUCGGUAAACGAUUUAGUGUCACCAAAGAUUCUCGCAAGGCUCGAGCCAUAGCCCCUGCUACACCUUGGCGUCCGCGCAUCUCUCGCAAGCCUUCCAUUACCUCUGCUGCUCCCGGAGAAGAUCUAGUAGAAGAGCCCAGUCCGCUCGAUCGCAAGCCUCCAACCAAUAUCGUGCCGCUCAAGCUUGGAAGUAAGACGGAGCCUAGUGCCUUGUCUUCUGCUUCUACCUCCGCAACACUUGCUCCAACUGCAGGCGAGAAAGAGGAAGAACAGGGUGCAGACACGUAUCGACGCGAGAGCGAGAAAGUCGAGCCAGGCGCGCCAAAGAUCGAGCAGAGGGAAGAUCGGUGGGGUCUGCUCAGGUCGGAUCUCGCCAACACCAGAACACCCAUGCAGUACGAGCAAGUUGCUCAUCCUCAUCCCUUCUUGACACGAGCUCAAGUCGCACUGCCGUACAACCCUCGAAUGGCACACACCGAGCCUCCCUCUCAUCCCUUCUCGAAACGCACAGAGCCUUGCUUGGCGAUGGACAUGAACAACGACACAAACAUCUAUGUCAAUGGAUUACCCAAAGAGAUGAACGACAAGCUGCUCUACCUACUAGGCUCGGCCUGUGGAGUGGUGAUCAGUCACAAAGCGAUGAUGGACCGUCAAACAGGUUUCUGCAAAGGAUUCGGGUUCUUGAUGUAUGCUUCCAACGAUAUGGCCAAGAAAGCUAUCGACUGGCUCAACAGCCAUGGUUUCAGCUCGUCCUUCGCUAAGGAGUCGUUCACCGCAAGGCUGCGUAGAAUGGCAGACACGACCUCAUCCAACGUCUACCUCUCCAAUCUCCCUCUCAAAUUCACCGUCGACCAGCUCGAACAGCUUUUCAAUCCUCACCCCGUCGCCAGUCUCAAGAUUCUGUACGAUGUUCACGGGGAGAGCAAAGGUGUCGGCUUUGUCAGGCUGCACGAUCGGGCGACCGCCAAGCUGUGCAUCGACAGGCUACACGGGAGAGUGUUACCUGGCACGACAUUGCCACUGCAGGCGAGAUUUGCUGAUAGCGAUGCGCAGAAACAGCUCAAGCAUUCGGUCAGCCAGAAGCAAACUUUGGAGUCGCUUGGUCUUCUUCACCUGUCGGAGAGUAUGCCUGCGCCGAGGGUAGGCGAAGUUGGCGCAGGAUUUGGAGAGCAGAAGCAGCAGCCUAGAUCCGAACCAAGCUGUAUGCCAGCUAGUGCUUUCGGCGGAGAAAGGAGAAUCAGAACAGCAAGCGAGCUCGAUGCAGCCGUUGCUCGAGGUUGGCAUGCUAGACAAGUCGCAGCUCUUGCGCACCCCACCCCACCCUUCCCUCAGCCGUUCAUUCCGGGCUCGGCUACUUCUUCGAUGCAAGCCGUUCGCUCGUCCGUGAUCACUCCUGAGCCCAUUCAGGGACAGAACAUGGAGACCAGGACCGGACUGGGCAUCAUGGUCCCCGGUCAGUUUCUAUGGAGUCACGUGCAGCCGCCGGCUCAAGUCGUGGAUGCGAUGGCUUGGUCUUCGAUGCAAGCUCCUGGUGCCAUGUACUCUGGUAUGGAAGGCAGCUAUCCUUUGGACCGACCUUUCGUUUCAUCAGCCGAUGUUGGUGUCUGGCACGGAGGCAAAGAUGAAGGAGGUGACGGAGCAGCCUACUUGCCCUUCCCUCUUGUUCCACCUCCUGGUCUUGGCUACGGCAACCCUGUAGACAGGAACAAAGCCGUAGAAGAUGCUCGCUCCAGACGCAAGAACAAACGUUUGGCCGCAGCUGUUCGGGCCCGCUUGGCCGGCGCCGCUGAUGAAGGCAAGCGCGCAGUCUCGGACCCAAUGGCAAUGCUCACUGCUCAAGCCAGACUUCGCGAAACACAGGGUCUUCCUGAUAGAGUCAGAGCUGCCGUUUCAGCGGAUAACUCGAUCGAUGCUGAUGUUGGCGAUGCAUCUGCUGUUUCGGACAGCUCGGACAGCAGCGAGGAGGAAGAGGACGGUGUCAGUAUUGAUAUUCAGGUUCAUGCUCAGCCUUGA
Molecule: messenger RNA, 2160 nt
Organism: Ustilago hordei
Lineage: Eukaryota; Fungi; Basidiomycota; Ustilaginomycetes; Ustilaginales; Ustilaginaceae
Exons: 3
Coding region: 1-2160 (719 amino acids)
Cellular component (GO): nucleus; cytosol; ribonucleoprotein complex
Molecular function (GO): mRNA 3'-UTR binding; poly(U) RNA binding; poly(A) binding
Source: RefSeq, a predicted model, not a curated record